Messenger RNA from Penicillium arizonense, 2913 nucleotides. RefSeq lists its product as uncharacterized. The transcript is spliced from 2 exons. Lineage: Eukaryota; Fungi; Ascomycota; Eurotiomycetes; Eurotiales; Aspergillaceae. The record is from RefSeq and is a predicted model, not a curated record. Bases 1 to 2913 code for a protein of 970 amino acids.
AUGGGCAUUCGUAAGACGUUGAGGAAAUGGAUAAACAAGCCAGAAACGUCACAACAAAAUGACUGUUCGUUCGCCCCGACCGCAAAGCCAGCCCCGUCGUUCCCAGCCUCUAUCGAAUCAACCCUUGAAAAAUUAGCUUCAGCCAGCUCAGUCGAUACCAAGCCGCCUUCGUCGUCCGUGAGUCACUCCGAUGUUGGAUCUACGGAUAUUCCACCCAAGGACCUGGACCUCUGGACUCUGGCCUACGAGAAAUUGGAACAACGCGACCAGGAGUUGAUGCAUAUGUACAAACAAUGUUUAGGCUUAUCGCUGCAGGACACGAGCAUCGCAGAUCUCUCUAGUUCCAAGUCUGUAAGCUUAGUCGUGGAUAAGCUAUUGGACAAUCGCGAGAAGAAACGGUGGCACUUGUCAGUCCUGGGAAAAGAUAUCGAAGUUCGAAAACAAGUCGAGAAGCUACAGAAGUUUAUCAUGUGGUCCGAUCCACUGGUUAAGGGUGCUCUCAGUGCCCAGCCAUAUGCUGCACUGGCAUGGAUUGGCGUCUCAUUAUUUGUGCCGCUUUUGGCCAGUGGCAUGACUGCUAACGCAGAUAUGCUUGAAGGCUUCAACAAGAUUGAUGAAUUGCAAAUUUACUGGUACCACUGCGCUCGAGUGUAUCUACCAAGGUAUCCCUCCCUGGCGGAGCACAUAGCCAAUCUCUAUUCCCAUAUCAUUGAAUACCAAGCUCUAGCUAUCUGUCAUUUGUCCAAAAAGCAGCCCUCGCGUGCCUGGAGCGACGUGGCCGGCGAAAAUGACUGGAAAGGAAAGGUGGCUAAAAUUGAAGGGCUUAGUACCCAUUGCAAUAAGCUGAUUGAGCCGUUCGAAGCUGAAAGGGUGCAAGAACUUCAAGACCAAGAGCUUGAAUUGAUGAAGCAAUCUCGAGACAUUAUGGGGAAAACACAAGACCUUUUUAAGGAGACUCAAAACCAGCAACUCGCUCUUUUCGAGGAGAAGAAGCAAAAAGAGCUUAUGGAAAAGUUGGCUUCUAGUUACGAGGAAGAUAAAAACUUCCCCAAGGAGAAAACUCCAGGGACUUGCAACUGGCUUAUUCAAAAUGAGACUUUCUGCAAAUGGCGAGACUCGCUAGAAUUGAAUGUGCUUCGGGUCUCAGCGAGUCCUGGAUGUGGAAAAUCAGUCCUGUCGCGGGCGCUCAUUGAUCUACUUCAGCCAUCUACGAACCUCACGACGACAACUAUAUGCUACUUCUUCUUCAAAGAUGGAAUUCCGAGCCGUGUCCAUGCCGCCGAUGCUUUGCGUGCUAUCCUGCAUCAAACCUUUAUGCAGAAUCGCACAUCAAAUGCCAUCGAAACUGCGGUUUCAGAUUACGACGACUUCAAGGACUCUUACCUCUCGAGCUUUCCUAAAUUGUGGAGCACGCUUAUCAACCAUGUCGAGUCGCCGCACUCUGAAAAUUUAGUUUGCGUCGUUGAUGCUCUAGACGAGUGCAAAAUGGAUGAGAGAAAGUUGUUCAUUGACCACUUGAAGGCAUUUUAUCGUGACGCAAAGUUCCCACAUAAACUCAAAUUUUUGGUCACCACUCGUCCCUACGUCAAUAUCGAGUCUUUGUUUUGGGAUGUAUUGGAAAGCACCUCCUUUGCGCACGUUGAGGGCGAUCGCUUGUCCACUGAGAUCAGGGAGGACAUCAAUAUGGUCAUCGAUGCGAGGGUGAAAGAGAUGAAGCCGAUUUUCAGAGACAAUGGACCGAAGAUCGCCAGUCAAUUGAGAGCCAUGGAAAAUGGUACCUACCUUUGGCUGCAUCUUGUCCUCCAUAUCAUUGAGAAAUCACCAGAGUCAUACACGAGGCUAGAUGAGGUCCAAGAACUGUUUUCAAGUCUGCCACGCGACGUUUCGGACGCAUAUGACCUUAUUUUGAAAAAGGUCGAGAAUCCUCAACCGGCAGAGGCUCUUCUCCAACUCAUGUCAGUUGCAGAAAGACCGUUGACUUUGGUGGAAGCAAACUCCGCACUGGCAUUGACGCUCGUUCUGCAAAAGCAACCAUCAAUCUCUUUUGAGGGCUUGAAAAGCAAGUUGUGGGGAGGUGAUGUUUUUGAGGCAACUAUGAAAAGCAUAUGUGGCCUCUUCGUCACAGUAUACCACGGAAGGCUGUUCUUCAUUCAUCAAACAGCACGGGAGUUUUUAACCUCCGCAACACCGAGUGGGGAGUGGAAAGGUCGAUUGAAUGUGACCAAUGCUCACAGAACAAUGUCCAUUGUGUGUCUCUCAUAUCUGCGCUAUGUGUACCUAUCAAAACUUGACAUCUAUUGUCUUUCGGACUUCAAGACGUUGAUAGACGAGUUUCCACUGGCGCUUUACAGUGCAUGGUUCUGGACGGAUCAUGCAAGACUUGUUGACCAUGAGAGCAUCAUUCAAAACCGAAGUUUGGAGAUGCUUCAGCAAACCGAGUUCAAGAAGAUGUGGCCAACUCUCAUAGCUGCUAUUCAUACGUGGCAUCAAAGCCCAGCGACCAAAGCAAGCUUUGAUGAUGCCUCUGGAGUUCGUCAAAACAAGCUCAAUAACACCAUGCGGAUGCAAUUCGCCGCGGACAAGGUGAAGCAUCGGGCUCCAGGGAAGGAAGCACCUUUGUACAUCGCCUCGGCAGCAGGGAUGCAAAACGUUGUGCAUCUAUUAUUGAAAGCGGAUGAGAAACCCGUACCAGGCAAAUAUUUGGGUGCUCUCGAGGUCGCCGCGCUGAAUGGUCAAAAAGCGGUUGUGGAGAGCCUACUAAUCUCGGAACUUAUGAUGGCUACCCCAAGAGAAUAUCUGGCUCUCGCUCUUAAAAAUGCCUCUCGUGAGGGUCACGACGAGAUCGUGGAGCUACUUUUGCAUCAUAGAGCUCCUACCAACGCUGAGAGAUUCGGCUAUGGCACAACACUUUAG